Molecule: messenger RNA, 645 nt
Organism: Chrysoperla carnea
Lineage: Eukaryota; Metazoa; Arthropoda; Insecta; Neuroptera; Chrysopidae
Exons: 2
Coding region: 53-610 (185 amino acids)
Source: RefSeq, a predicted model, not a curated record
AAUUAAUGUUAUUCGUUCGUAAUUUCUUCAGUGCCAAAUAUCCCAAUCGACAAUGAAGUUUUUUAUUUUAGCAGUUUUCGUGCUGAUAGCUGCCCACAGUACGCAAUGUGAUGAACAAAAACCAAAAGAAAAAGAAUUAUCUAAAGGAAAAAAUGAUAAACGCAGUAUUUAUGGUGAACUGGAUUUAGGCUAUCCCAUACAUGAAAGCAUUGACAAUCAAUUAGAAAUUUCGCAUGAUCAUCAUUUAAAUUUCGAACCAAUUCAAGACAGUAUUCUUAUUGAACCUGCGGGAAUACAAUUUGAUCAAAUCGGAAGUGCUCCUGUUUCAGACGAAGAUAGUGUGGUUGUUGAGUCUGCCGAUGCAAGAGCUUCUUCAAACGGUCAAUUUUUAAUUCCAGCAAGAAAUUUAAAUUUAAAUCAAGGUCUUCUAGUUCAACUUCCUCCAACAUUAAAUACAUUGAAUAGUGGAAUACCUCGAACACAAGUUCAAAUACAGCGAUCUAUUGAAAUAGCAGUUCCACAACCAUCUUUAGAAGGUUGGUCUAGUCAAGAAAUUCCAAUAGUAUUAAGGAAUUUGCCACCAAGCUUACAGAGAGCAAACAGUUGGUAAUUAAAUAAUAAGUACAUUUUAAAAUAAUCAAAAUA